AUGUUCAAAAAGCCGAGCGACGUUCGCGGGCAGCAGCGUCUGUCAGGAGCGGACAGGAAGAAGCUUCGGCGAAACAUCCGAGACAAGUUUCCAGGCGCCACUGACGAGCAGCUGGACGCGAUCCUGCCGCCCAAGGCUGACGUGGCGGUGACGAGGCUGGUGAAUCGCGUGCUGGUGUACGGACUCGAGAGCGGGCUGCCCAUGCUCUUCGACUGCGACGGCCGCGGCAGCGAGAUCUACCCCACUGUGUUUGCGCUGUGGCGUGUGCCUGACCUGGUGCCGUCCUUCCUGCUCAAGGGCGGGGAGAUGGGUGGGGAGGUCUCGCGCUACGUGCUGUCAGGGGCUGAUCUCAUGGCGCCAGGCGUGCAGGUGCCCGCCGAAGGCCUGCCAGGGUUCCGACCAGGGGAGGUGUGGUCCGUGAAGGUUCCAGGAAACUCCUGCCCCAUUGCAGUGGGCAUAACGAUGGUGGGCAGUGCAGAGGCCGUGAGAGCCGGCAUGAGGGGAAAGCUGCUCCGAAUAACCCAUUACUACUGCGACUCGCUCUGGGAGACAGCAGAGGGCUCGUACGUCCCCAACAGGGGUUUCCUGACGGACCUGGUUGUACCCGACCCUGAUGCCGCAUCUGCUUUGUCAGAGGGAGCAGCACCUGAAGAUUCACCUGAUGGCGGCCUGGGUUCUGCUGGCGCUGGAGAGGGGGAGGGCGAAGCGGGGAGGGGUGAUGAGGGGAGAGAGGAUGUUGCUGGGGAUGGGACAGCAGCAGCAGGAGAGGGAGCAGCAGGAGCAGCAGCAGUGGCAGCAGCAGCAGCUUCAUCAGGUCACCUGUCAGAAUCUCUGCAGCAUCUGGGCAUGCAUGACACCACUGCUGCUGCUGAUAACUCUGAUGCUGCUGUCAGGGGCUGCGAGGGGGAACAAACAGCAGCAGCUGCUGCAGAUGAAGCCGCACCAGCAGCACCAGCAGCAGCAGAAGCAGCAGCAGCAAUGACGCCAGCACAGAUGGACGAGUUGUUGGAUCGCUGUCUGCUGCAGGCCCUCUCCGUCUCUGUCAAGCCCGCCCACCUGCCCCUGGGAGCUAGCACUCUCUGGUCCAAUCACGUGCUGCCAUGUCGGCCGCCUGGCACAACAGUGGACAUCAAGAAGUCGUCUCACAAGAAGCUGAGCAAGUGGCUGCAUGCCAAGGCCGUUGAUGGGUUGAUAAGCGGCAAGGAGGACAAGCACCGAAAGGAGUUCAUCCUCUCCGCUGUCAAUUACCGCCACCCGACCCUCAUCGCCUUCACGCCAGACAAGACAAACAAGCCCCCCCAGACCCCUGCUGCUGCAACCCAAGACACAUCCCCAACCGCACCUGGAGCACCGACCACCACCGCCACCACCACCGCAACCACCAGCAGCAGCGGUAGCGGCAGCAGCAGCAGUGGAGGGCUGACAGUAGAGGAGGUAUUCAAACCUACCCACCACGUGUCAGCCAUUUUCGAAGCCGUAGGGCUUGACCCACACGCCUACUAUUCCCCCUCGGCUGCUCGUGAAGCUGCUCUCAACUACAUCUCUCUCCACUCCCUCACCAAGCCCUCCGACCCCUCUAUAGUCAUCCUCGACGCACCGCUCUGCGACGCACUGUACAAAGGCGCGAUAAAAAAGGGCGCCGCGUACCCCACGGAAUGCCACAAGCGGGACGUGGGUCCGACUAUAGUGAAGCGCAUGCAGGCGCAUCACAGGGUGGAGAGAGCUUCUAUUGGGAAAAGCAUCGUGCGCAAGGGAGGGUUGGUGCCGGUGCACAUUCUGGUGGAGAGGCGGCAGGGCAACAAGAAGGUGACGCGCGUGUCGGGGCUGGAGGCUUAUCUGGUGGAGGCUGAGCCUCUCGCUGCUGAGCUGCAGAGGAAGUUUGCUUCGAGCACCUCAGUGGCUGAAGUGCCAGGCAAGAAGGGGCAGCACGAGGUGCUGAUUCAGGGAGGCGUGUUGGAUGAACUGGCUCGGCUGCUAGUAGACGUGCAUGGCAUUCCCAAGUCCCAUAUAGAGGUACUCGAUAAGACAAGGAGGUGA
Messenger RNA from Closterium sp. Naga37s-1, 2037 nucleotides. NCBI's taxonomy places the organism in Eukaryota, Viridiplantae, Streptophyta, Zygnematophyceae, Desmidiales, Closteriaceae. The record is from the annotation of a GenBank genome assembly.